AUUUUUGCAAUUUGUAAAGAGAAAGGAAUAGACAUUUGUCGAUAUAAUUGUCAAGGAGGCAAGGUUGCAAAAAAGCUGAUGUGCAGCAAACUGUCUUUUUCUUCUACUUUAGUUACACAUUAUCGUUGCAUUUCCCGAUCGAAGCAUACAAUGUAAGAUCGUUCAUGGAAUUGUGGUAUAUUCAAAUAAUUAGUUCUGUCUCAACUUGUCAUAGUACUCCGUCAUUGUACGUAUAAUAGCAAUUGAUUUAUGUUCACUUGAGUGGGGACGCACCGUGUGGGGAUACACUUGGAGAAAAUAUUCCUCACUUCCUUCUCAACUAAACUAUCGGAUAAAUGUGCAAAUACUGAUCUUUCUUUCCUCACGUUUUAAAAACCGCUGGCAAAUGAUAACUGCAAGUACUGUCAGUCCCGUAGUGAAAGUUGGCCUCCGAUGUCUUGGUAUUUGGCCGAAUGUUUCAUAUUCUAUUGUUCACUGGCUGAGUUUUAUGUCAAGCAUAUUAUUUGUGCAGUACUUCCAGUAUUUAUACAUUUUCGAACACUUAAGGAUCAGCGAGCUCUCGAAUCUCAUUGAUGGUUUGACUGUGACUUUAGAUUACAGUUUAUCGUUUUUUAAGUUGAUCGGCUUAUGGAUGCAUCGUCGAAUUUUUCAUAAAAUCCUGGCCGAUAUGGAUAACGAUUGGCGUGAGUGCAUCAAUAUCGAUCAGCAUUUAAAUAUGAUGACAAUCAAAACAAAUAUAUCGCAUUUUAUUUGUAAUGCUAUGUUCAGUUUUAAUGCGAUCGUUGCUGUUUUUUUCCUCUUAGGCGACUACAUAAUUCGUUUUGCAUUUCUAACCGAAGCUUACAACGUUACUUUACGACAGUUUCCUAUAAAGAUACAAUUUCCUUUUGAAACGCAACAAUCGCCCGUGUUUGAGUUCCUUCUUGUAUCAAUAUUUUUACAUGUGAUGUUACAUGUGUGCACGAUGUCUAUUAUAAAUGGAUUGAUUCUUACUUUGACUUACUUAAUGCUAGUGUUAAUUUUGGAAGAAUGA
Messenger RNA from Vollenhovia emeryi, 1033 nucleotides. RefSeq lists its product as uncharacterized. The record is from RefSeq and is a predicted model, not a curated record. The coding region runs from base 386 to 1033 and encodes 215 amino acids. Lineage: Eukaryota; Metazoa; Arthropoda; Insecta; Hymenoptera; Formicidae. The transcript has 3 exons.